UUUUGAUUGUGAUGGAAAAGCAAUUGAUGGACGCCGUCAACAGGCUAGAAAUCAGAGAGAUCAUAAGCUUAUUAGAAAGAGGAGCAAAACCAAGCACUUGUUUGGCAGAUGGUACUCCUAUUCUACAUUUGAUGGUAGGAGGAGAACGUAUGCCAUUGCAGGAAGAAAUUGCUGAGCUUUUAUUGUCAUAUGGUUCCUGUGUUAACAAACAAGCACAAGAUGGCAGUACAGCUCUACACGUUGCUGCUAGUUGGGGACGGAUGGACAUGAUUUAUCUGCUGGUGUGUAAUGGGGCUGAUGUGGAUAUGCAAGACGAAGAGGGCUAUACUCCAGCAGAUGUAGCAGCAUUUCACAAACAUCAAUCAUGUGAAAAGUGGCUACGAUCAUGUUCUACAGCUCUAGUAAUGGAGAGUAGUAUUUUCUAUAUGUCUCAGAUGGAAGAGACAGAAACAGAUGAAGAAGAGGAUGAGACAAUACUAUUUGUUGAGACGCCUGAGAUCAGUUAUGGUGAGGAAGUUGAGGAGCAAGAUGGUGAAGACGACAGCAGCUGCAGUGAAGUCCCAAGUGCGAUAUUACAGAUGACAAAUAAAGAGUUACGAGAGGCCUUGAAAACCAAGGGAGUUGAUCCGGGUCCAUUCUCAGCAUCAACGAAACCGUUGUAUGGAAGGUAUCUUCACCGUUUAGAGCAAGGAAGAGCAGAGGCAUCCAACUCUAAACACAGUUUCCCUAAUGUCUUGUCUCAGACUCUACUGUCUCAAUCACUUCCUGAGAUGUCAGAUAUCGAAGAGCAGCUCAGACAAUCUUUUGCAGGUAGAGAAGAUUGGAGAGAAGGCAUCCUAAAAACAGCAUUCAAUUAUAUCAUCAUCGACCCACGUCAACUGCCUGAUGAUUUCUUGGAGAGAUCAAAGAGAGAUCUAGAGCUCUGUCACAAGAUUGAAUCCUUCAAACAGUUUAUAGAAAGUAUCUUCUAUGUUGGAAAAGGCAAGAGGUCAAGGCCAUAUCAACACCUGAGGGAAGCAAUCACAGAUAAGGCUAGUAAGAAGGUGGCUAGGAUCAGAGACAUCUGGAGUGACGACAGAGGAGUUGUAUCACUACACAUUUUUCAGUCUGCUAUACCUGUUGAGGCUUACACUCGGGAAGCGUGUAUGAUUGCAGCUCUUGGUCUGUCUCAUUUAACAAAUGUCCAGAGAGGACAAGUGUACGGCAUUGCAUGCACAUGGUCACAAAACCAAUUGCAAAAAAUGGGGGUAUUUUAUUUGUAUCGUGCUUUUUGUAUUUUAUUGAGCGAAGGCUUGUCUGAAAUCAAGCUGAGACAUUUCAAAUCCUAAUUUGUAGUUUGUACACAUUACUUUUCAUACCCCUGAUUUAAUUUAAUUAAACACUGAAUUGUUCUUAGCGAUUAUUGCACGCAGACUAUCAACUGUCCUAGAGCGAGAAUGCACGUAUUUUAGUGCCUUAAAUGACAGACCUAGAGUUCAAAUAAAACAAGAUAUAAUUAUAACAGAUUGCGACUAAUCGUCAGUGCUUCAUUUCUGUUCCGCUGGAAGGCAAAUAGAUAUAAUCUGAUGCACAGUUAAGCAUUGACUUUUACCCUUUUACUUCACAAAGAAUCUGACGCAUAGCUAUAGCAGUAGAUCACAAGCAAAGGUCUAGACGUAACAGUACUAGUGAGACAUGGCUGCUUACUAUGGCAAGCUAGAGAAUGACGUCAACGUUAAUACUACACCGCCAACCUAAGCCUAGGAAUCGACCGACAUUGACGUAGAAAUUAUCUAAUCCAGUGACUUCACACUGGCGAAAUAGAGAUGGUAGACUACACCGGUUACUUACCGUGAUGAUCUCAGUAUAUAUCACUACAGUUGCAGGGUUGU
Corticium candelabrum is the source of this 1871-nucleotide messenger RNA. Its product is annotated as ankyrin repeat and LEM domain-containing protein 1-like. The coding region runs from base 12 to 1328 and encodes 438 amino acids. Lineage: Eukaryota; Metazoa; Porifera; Homoscleromorpha; Homosclerophorida; Plakinidae. Gene Ontology annotation, molecular function: protein binding; DNA endonuclease activity. The transcript has 5 exons. Gene Ontology annotation, cellular component: cytoplasm; nucleoplasm. Gene Ontology annotation, biological process: resolution of meiotic recombination intermediates; double-strand break repair via homologous recombination. The record is from RefSeq and is a predicted model, not a curated record.